GGAGAGCAGUAGGGGCCGAGUUCAUUUGCAGAGUCUCUGGGUGGAAGGAGGGCUGACCGGUGUAUCUUCAUCGCCCCGGGGAAAGGCGCCGGCAAAGUGAACGAGAUGGCCUGGUGGAAAGCCUGGAUUGAACAGGAGGGUGUCUCGGUGAAGGGCAGCCCCCACUUCAACCCAAACCCCGACGCAGAGACCCUCUACAAAGCUAUGAAGGGGAUCGGCACCAACGAGCAGGCCAUCAUCGACGUGCUGACGAAGAGAAGCAACGCGCAGCGGCAGGAGAUCGCCAAGUCCUUCAAGGCUCAGUUUGGCAAGGACCUCACCGAGACCCUGAAGUCGGAGCUCAGCGGCAAGUUCGAGAGGCUCAUCAUAGCCCUCAUGUACCCUCCAUACAGCUACGAAGCCAAGGAGCUGUACGACGCCAUGAAGGGCUUAGGAACCAAAGAGGGCGUCAUCAUCGAAAUCCUGGCCUCUCGGACCAAGAACCAGCUGCGUGAGAUAAUGAAGGCGUAUGAGGAAGACUAUGGGUCCAGCCUGGAGGAAGACAUCCAAGCAGACACCAGUGGCUACCUGGAGAGGAUCCUGGUGUGCCUCCUGCAGGGCAGCAGGGAUGACUUGAGCGGCUUCGUGGACCCAGGACUGGCCCUCCAAGAUGCACAGGAUCUGUACGCAGCCGGGGAGAAGAUUUGCGGGACUGAUGAGAUGAAAUUCAUCACCAUCCUGUGCACACGCAGUGCCACACACCUGAUGAGAGUGUUUGAGGAGUAUGAGAAAAUCGCCAACAAGAGCAUUGAGGACAGCAUCAAGAGUGAGACCCACGGCUCGCUGGAGGAGGCCAUGCUCACAGUGGUUAAAUGCACCCGGAACCUCCACAGUUACUUUGCGGAGCGACUUUACUACGCCAUGAAGGGAGCAGGGACUCGGGAUGGGACCCUGAUAAGAAACAUCGUUUCAAGGAGUGAGAUUGACUUAAAUCUCAUCAAGCAUCAGUUCAACAAGAUGUACGGCAAGACCCUCAGCAGCAUGAUCAUGGAAGACACCAGUGGCGACUACAAGAACGCCCUGCUGAACCUGGUGGGCAACGACCUCUGAAGGCUCAGAAGGACAAGCACAAAGGCCAAGAAGGCGGAGGCACUGGAUCCUGCUUGCUGAACCUUGGCCGUGGCUGGGUGGGGGUUGGGGUGGGGGGAGCCAGAGCACGCCCUUCAGUCUUCUAUCUCCCAGCUUCCAGUGUUUUGCAGCCAGUUCCUCUGACCCGGGGGAAGGGUCAGCCUAGGGCUCCUACCUCCACCGAACUCCCAAGUCAAUCUCAGGUGUGAGCACACGGCCAGCAUCUCAGCACAGAUCUGGCCGGACAAGUGCCUCCGCCUGAGGGUCUGCCGGUGCUGGGCCUCACUUCUUCCUUCCUGCACAGAAGCUUCCUCAGCCUGGGUCUCAGAGUCCCCUCGGCGCCAGCUACAGAGAAACUCAGCCCCACCCUCAUCUACUGAUCUGGAUCUGCAGAGAAGGGACCAGGGAAGAUGGAAUUUUGACAAGUCUCUCAGAGGGAGGGUAUAGCUCAGUGGUAGAGCGCACGCUUAGCAUGUAUGAGGUCCUGAGUUCAAUCCCUAGUACCUCCAUUUUUAAAAAAUUAAAAAUUAAUAAAUAAACAAACCUAAUUAUCUACCCUCUCCCCCCUCCCAAGAAAAAAGCUAAAAAAAAAUUGUUUUAGUAAGUUUCUCGGCUGAGACAUUUCUCUUUCAGGCAACCAGAGAAGGUUGUGAGAGCCCGUUUGUCUCACAGCACGUACUUGUGGGCAGCUGAGAAAGGAACACGUAUAUCCAGGCCAGCUGGGCUAUCACUAACAUUUGUUCACCAGCAUCAUCUAAGAUGCCAGGCUAGAGGUGGGAGAAAAAUGCUCUCGCCAUCCUGCCAACAGAGAAAGCUGCAGCUCAGUGUCCUGACCCAAGGAUACUGCGUCCUAAGAGGCCCGGGCUUCUCUGGUCCUCGAUCACAUUAGCCAUUUUUCCUUCCAUGACACAAGCCUGGAACAUCUCUAAUCCUGAUCUAAUCCUGACCAAACGGCAACAGCAACUGGUUAGAGGAGAAGCUGAGGUGCCUGUGUUGUGCUUUCCAGAAUAAUAAAGAUUUAUACAUUGGAA
This is a messenger RNA of Camelus dromedarius (Arabian camel), 2138 nucleotides long. Its product is annotated as annexin A8. Lineage: Eukaryota; Metazoa; Chordata; Mammalia; Artiodactyla; Camelidae. Gene Ontology annotation, biological process: negative regulation of serine-type endopeptidase activity; endosomal transport; endosome organization. Gene Ontology annotation, cellular component: sarcolemma; cytoplasm. The transcript has 12 exons. The record is from RefSeq and is a predicted model, not a curated record. Gene Ontology annotation, molecular function: calcium ion binding; calcium-dependent phospholipid binding. Bases 106 to 1089 code for a protein of 327 amino acids.